GGCCACUAGCAGUGUCUAUUAUGCUUAUCCUGUUAUUAUAUUUUAUCCUUUAUUCUGAGUUACUUUUUAUCUCAUGUGACUUUUAUUUUGACAUCAUGCUAUCUGCACGGUGAACCAAUCCUUCCAGAACGUGCACGCUCGCUGAAGGUAUAACACAAGAAGGCACGUUACAAGACAAUGCAUGUCUAGAGUCAGAGAUCUCAAAAUAGUAUUAUAACUUUAAAUUAACGUGUUCUCUAAAGCGUUCCUUGAAGUGUUAUAUUACGUUGCAGCAUUCCUGGUCAAACCCGUUUGAAUGAGUGCUCUAUUUGCUUGGCAGUAGCAGUUUAAAAAAUAACGUAUGAAGUUGCUAGCUAGCUCUCCAACGUUAAGUUAAUGGCGGCAGUCUUCCCUGGAUCACCACUCUUUAGCACCCCUCGAUAUGCGGAGCGAGUUUUCACGGUGUUUGUGCAAUGCACACUCGUCUGAAUAAAGUACACCCGUAAGGAAACACUCCAAGCCUGUUUAUUCAAGUUGAGGGGCCGCUACAGUGAAAACUCGACUGCUCGACGUGGAGUGAAACUCAACUCGACGUGAGAAGGACCUGCCAUCCGCCAUUCUAAGACUGCUAUCUACUGUUCCAACGCCCUCACUUCAAACGGAAUCCAGGCAAGACCGGUCCAUUUCGUUUAUGUUGAUUGCUGCAUAAAAUCACAGGGACUUUUCGAUUGUGAACAGUGAUAUUUAUGUAGGUCUAAUGGACUGAAAUCACCUUUAUAAACAAUAUACUGUAGCCUACAUGGUUGAUGCUCUGAUUUAAUCAUAGGCAUAUAUGAAAGGUGAAUUUAAAGAUACAGAAGGGUAAAUUAAUUUAACAAAAAAAAAAUUGAACAAACUGAACCUGUUAAAUGUAAAUUCAUUCAUGGGUAAAUCUGUAUGUUAGCAGUCAUUGCUAAGCUGUUUGUGUGUUAGCCUACAUUUUGUUGAUGCUACUCGUCCAGUGCAUGUUUGAUAUUAAGUAUUUGCAGAGAAGUAUUGAGCUAUAUUUCAGUCAUUAAACUAUAGUUCACUACUUCAAUAUAACCAAACAGCUACACAACUUUAACAAAAUGUCACUUGAUAGGGAAGAAGUAACUAACACACAUGACCCACCCAUGACCGAUAACCCACAGCCAGUCAGAUCUAGUUCACGUGAAAGAGCAUUUACAGAAAAGGGAUUAGAGAUGCACAAACAGGAAGCCAUUAAACAUAAGAGAGAAUUCAUGAGAGCUUAUGGCUCCUGGAAAGAGGUGGCAGGAAAGGUUAGGACAACGCUAAAAUCAUUCUGUUCUCAAGAUGAACUAAAUAAAAUCAGAGAAGAAAUCCAAAUGCGACACAAUGCAGUAAGUGAAUGUUAUGAGCCCAUUCAACGCAACCACAAUGCCACUCCAGACAUUGUACCAAAAAUAGAUGCUUGUAUAGCACUCACUGCAGAGAUCAGCGAAAUAAUAGAGAAGCGGCUAGAAACUGUUGAAGAGGUCUUCAAUCCAGAACUUGAGAAAGUACGAAUGAGGAUGGCACUUAAGAAGGAUGAGUAUGGAUCUAUCUUCGGACACACAGAGACAGAUACUGUACACUCUCUAGCAGAAAAUUCAAUCCACUCACAGGCCUCAAGCCAACAUGUAGAUGCAGAAGCAGAACUUGCAGCUCAACAGGAAAAGGUUAAAGCAGUGUAUGUAAUACAAGCUCAAGAAGAAGUUCUUAGCAAGUUAGAAGAAGAGAAGCAGCUAGUUCUUAAAAGGUUGGAAGAAGAAAAACAAGUAGCUCUUAAAAAGAUAGAGGCAAACAUGCGUCAGGAAAAGAAAAGACUACAGCAAAUUCAAGCACAGUCAGAAGUAAGAAUAGCAGAGGCGAGAGUAAACGCAUACGAGAGCCUUGAACAUGACUCCAGAAACUGGCUAAAAGAGACUGUUGAUCUCACAGUUGAAUACAAAGGCCAGCUUAAUCCAAAGGCCAACGCAUACCAGCCUCCACAAGCACACGCCAAUGCGCUAGCGCCUCCUGAGAAAGACCUUACCCAAGCACUCAUUAACUCACUCAGUAUGAAUCGCCUGCCUGCUCCUGAGCCACCAAAGUUCUCCGGUGAAGCCCUAAAGUAUGUAGACUGGAAGAUGUCCUUCAUGGCCCUCAUAGACCGCAAGCCUCUCCCAGCUCAUGAAAAAAUGUUCUAUUUAAAAAACUAUCUGAGUGGAGAAGCACUUAAAGCUGUAGAGGGAUUCUUCUAUAGAAACUCAGAAGAAGCAUAUCAGGGUGCCUUAAAAGUCCUGGAAGAAAGGUACGGAAACCACUUCAUUGUGCAAAAGGCCUUUAGAGACAAGCUCAUGAAAUGGCCCAAGGUUGGUAACAGUGAUCCUGCUGCACUUCGAGAGUUUUCUGAUUUCCUGCAGGCAUGCGUUGAAGCGAUGCCUCAUGUGAAAGGAUUGGCCAUCUUGGACGAUUGUGAAGAGAACCACAAGCUGCUGAAGAAAUUACCAGACUGGAUCACACGAAGAUGGAGCAGAGUCGUCACAGAAAGGUUGGACGAAUCUGGGGACUACCCGAGCUUUUCCUGUUUCACAAGGUUCAUCCAAAAGGAGGCCCGGAUAGCCUGUAACCCUGUCGCCUCUCCACUUCUGAUCAAGGACACAGAUGACAGGCAGCCCAAGAGAGCUAGAGCACUUCACACAAACACUAAAGGGAACAAUCCCUGGGAGAAGGUCGAGAAAGUGUUCAGCACCAAGUCAAGGCCACCUUGUCCUAUCUGUAAAGAAGAGACGCACGGCGUCGUAAAGUGUCCUACCUUUGCAGCUAAAUCUCUGGAAGAUAAGAAGGCCUUCAUACGGGAAAACAAUUUGUGCUACGGAUGUUUGAGAAAAGGACAUAACAGUAAAGAUUGCAAAACACGACACACUUGUGGCACAUGCAGCAGACGUCACCCCACCUGCCUACAUGAAGAGAGAGAGAAACGAUAUGUGGAAGCAAAAGAGAAACAGUCCACUUCUACAGACAAAGGCCAGGAGGAGAUCAAGGUGACGUCCCAUGCAGUGACGCAGCGUGUCUUUGCUACAUCAAGCAUCGUCCCUGUUUUCAUGUCAUCUGCAAAUGAACCACAGAAAGAAGUUAUAACGUACGCUCUUCUGGAUACGCAGAGUGAUUCGACAUUCGUCUUGGAAGACCUACUCGAAGAGCUGAAUGUGGAGACUAAACCAGUACAGCUCAAACUGAGCACCAUGACAGCUGUUGACACACCCAUAGCAAGUAGAAGUGUCUACGGUCUACAAGUUCGAGGACUACAGUCUGAAAAACAGAUUCAGCUACGCCAAGCUUACACUCGUGGCUUCAUCCCGGUCGAUAAGUCCUACAUUCCGACUUCCAAAACAGCGCUGCUUUGGCCUCAUCUAAAGCAUCUAGCAAACAAACUUCCGCUGCUGAAGGACUGUGAGGUGGGACUGUUAAUUGGAAGUGAUUGCCCGUUCGCGUUAGCCCCCCUGGAAGUCAUCACAGGAGGCGAAAAUGAUCCAUUCGCCCAGAGAACGGAACUCGGCUGGAGCAUCGUAGGCUCAUCCAAUCCACAUCUGGAUCGGCAGGGAAACCAGAGGUUCGUCCAUCGAGUGACGGUGAAGGAAAUACCAGCGCCAUCAACCACUGACGUGCUGAAGGCCUUGGAAUCAGACUUCAAUGAAAGGAAGUAUGCAGACAAAGACAAGUAUGUGUCACAAGAUGACAUUCACUUCAUUCAGUUCCUGAGUGACAACAUAACUCAAAGGAAAGAUGGACACUAUGAAAUGCCCCUCCCUUUCAAGAGCACAGAGCCUCCUCUGCUACCAGAUAAUAAGAAGCUGGCUACAGUUCGACUGCAGCACCUAAAGAAAAGACUGAAAAUUAACCAGCGGUAUAAAGAACAGUACAAGGCCUUCAUGGCAGAUAUGAUAAAGAAAGGCGACGCAGAGCCAGCCUCUCCUGCAACAGGACAGCAGACUACGUGGUACAUACCACACCAUGGGGUGUUCCACCCCAAGAAGCCAGAGAAGCUAAGGGUCGUCUUCGACUGUUCAGCAAAGUUCCGUGGUGUCUCACUAAAUGAUACACUGUUAACAGGUCCUGACCUGAUCAACUCUCUCCUUGGAGUGCUCUGUCGUUUCAGGAAAGAGGCUGUAGCCAUCAUAUGCGACAUCGAGAAAAUGUUCCACCAGUUUUACGUUUCUCCUGAACUACGGAACUACUUACGGUUUCUCUGGUGGGAGGAUGGAGACCUCGAAGCAGAGCCUCAAGAGUAUCAAAUGGCUGUCCACCUAUUUGGCGCCGCUUCGUCACCUGGAUGUGCCAACUUCGGUUUGAAGUACUUGGCACGCCAACACAAGGAAGAGUACCCAUCAGCAUCAGCCUUUGUUGAAAAGAACUUCUACGUCGAUGAUGGGCUCAUCAGCGUCCCCUCCGUAGAGGAAGCAAAGAAGUUGAUCGCUGAAGCACGAGAGUUGUGCAAGAGAGGAGGCCUACGUCUACACAAGUUCAACUCAAAUGAAAGGUCAGUCCUGGACUCUGUGGACCCAACUGAGAGAGCAGUCACAUCUGAACCACUCAAUCUGGACCUAACUGCAGCUCCAGCAGAACGUGCUCUCGGUAUCCAGUGGUCCCUUGAACAUGACACUUUCAGCUUCAAUGUGAACCCACAGACCAGGCCCUCCACACGUCGCGGCAUCCUAUCCGUCAUUGCUUCUUUGUACGAUCCAGUUGGAUUCGUGGCUCCGUUUAUCCUAACCGGAAAGUGCAUCCUCCAGGAGCUGUGCCGUCGAGGCAUUGAAUGGGAUGACCCACUUCCCGAAGACUUAAGUCCACGGUGGGAGAGAUGGAAGAGCGACCUACAAAGGCUGAAGGAAGUCUCAAUACCGAGAUGCUACCAACCACAAGGCUUCCACAAAACUGUCAUGAGGGAACUACACCACUUCUCAGAUGCCAGCAAUGUAGGAUAUGGCUCGUGUUCCUAUCUGAGAAGCAAGAAUGAAGAUGGUGAAGUUCACUGCAGCCUCGUGAUGGCAAAGGCUAGAGUUGCACCUACAAAACUCACAAGCAUUCCAAGAUUGGAACUUUCAGCAGCAGUGGUCGCUGUAAGAUCGAGUGUCAUGCUGAGAAACGAACUUGAAAUGCCGAUCCAUGCUGAAUUUUUCUGGACCGACUCCCAAGUUGUCCUGGCUUAUAUCAACAAUGAAGCAAGAAGGUUUCAUGUCUUCGUUGCCAAUCGUGUGCAAAUGAUCAGAGAACACACCAGCCCCAGCCAGUGGCACUACAUAGAUACAACAGAAAACCCGGCUGACCAUGCGUCGAGAGGGCUCAAUGCAGUAGACAUCUCCUCAACAAACUGGCUACCGGGACCCAAGUUCCUGCGGGAACAGGAAAUACAUCCAGAGUCUCACCUCACUCCAGAGUUGCUUGUUGGUGAUCCUGAGGUCAGGCAAAUACAGGCGUUUGCAACCAAAGUUGAACCGUCCAAGUCAGACAUUCUUACCCGUCUAAAUAGAUUCUCCUCCUGGUCAAAACUCCUGAAGGUCAUUGCAAGAAUCAAGAGGCUGAAUUCAAAGCAAACCCAUCCUGGCAAACCUGUGAGUGUGGAAGAACGCGAGAGAGCUGCCGAAUCAGUGAUGAGGCUUGCACAAGAAGAAGCAUUCUCCCAAGAGAUGAAGAUACUUCAAAGGGGAGAAAGUCUUCAAAACUCCAGCCCUCUGUUUCGCUUGGAUCCCAUCUUAGAAGGAGGAGCACUUCGUGUCGGUGGUAGACUAGAUCAGUCAUCCUUAAGCCUAGAAGUCAAACACCCUUUGAUUCUACCCAAAGAAGGACAUAUUACCAAGCUGAUCUUGACCCACUGCCACGAGAAGAUCUGUCACCAAGGACGGAACCAAACUCUAACAGAACUUCGAGCCAAUGGGUUUUGGGUCAUCGGUGGAAGUAAGUCAGUUGCUAAGCUGAUACACAGAUGUGUGAAGUGCAGAAGACUCCGACGGCCUGCAGAAGAACAACGCAUGGCAGAGCUCCCUAAGGAGCGUGUAGAAGUCUCUGCUCCCUUUACAUACUGCGGCAUCGAUUGCUUCGGCCCAUUCAUCACUAAGAAAGCCCGCAAAGAGCAAAAGCGCUAUGGCUUAAUCUUCACUUGCCUUGCCUCUCGAUCUGUACACACUGAAAUGCUUGAGGACUUAUCCACAGAUGCAUUUAUCAACGCCUUAAGAUGCUUCAUCAGUCUCAGAGGAGCCGUUCGUCAACUGCAUUGCGAUCAAGGAACCAAUUUUGUGGGAGCAAAAAAUGAGUUCAAAGAAGCACUGAAGCAAUGUGACACCAAAACAAUCGAGAGCUUCCUCGCAGAAAGGCAAUGUGAAUUCAUAUUCAAUGCUCCCUCAGCAAGUCACGCUGGCGGUGUCUGGGAGCGCCAGAUUCGGACUGUCCGUAAUGUCCUAAAUGCCACACUCUGUCAGUACUCAGGCAGACUCGACGACUCUUCCCUUCGUACUUUGUUCUAUGAAGCAAUGGCUAUUGUAAACAGCCGUCCGUUAACUGUAAACGGGGUGAAUGAUCCUGCCUCACUUGAGCCAUUAACUCCAAACCAUCUCAUACUGAUGAAGUCAAAGAUUGCCCUUCCACCACCUGGCAAAUUUGAGAAGGAGGAUGUCUAUGCAGCUAAAAGGUGGCGAAGAGUCCAGUACCUCGUCGAACAAUUCUGGGGCCGCUGGAAGAGAGAAUAUCUCAUGAACAUCUCCACGCGCCAAAAGUGGCACACGACUCGACGCAAUCUUAAGGUAGAUGACUUAGUCAUUAUAAAGGAAGACACCCCUAGAAAUCAGUGGCACCUGGGACGAGUGGUUGAAACCACAAAGGAGAGUGAUGGACUAGUGCGUCGCGUCAAAGUGUUAGUAGGAGAAAGAACGUCAGUGAAACAAGAUCGGCCUACCAAACCUUUGAUUAUAGAAAGGCCCAUUCAGAAACUAGUUCUCCUCCUCGAGAGUGAGUGAUCAGUCCAGUUGUCUACACCUUAUCCCUCUUAUGACAGGCUACCCUCUCUUAGUUACUAAUUAGUACUCACCUGCACAUAUCUAGAACACUGAUACAGAUAUAGGACUCAAGUAUGAGCCGUUCAGCCAGGUUGAUCCUUGUCUUCACUUUUCAUAACAUGAGUGGUGGGAGUGUAGAUGGCCACUAGCAGUGUCUAUUAUGCUUAUCCUGUUAUUAUAUUUUAUCCUUUAUUCUGAGUUACUUUUUAUCUCAUGUGACUUUUAUUUUGACAUCAUGCUAUCUGCACGGUGAACCAAUCCUUCCAGAACGUGCACGCUCGCUGAAGGUAUAACACAAGAAGGCACGUUACAAGACAAUGCAUGUCUAGAGUCAGAGAUCUCAAAAUAGUAUUAUAACUUUAAAUUAACGUGUUCUCUAAAGCGUUCCUUGAAGUGUUAUAUUACGUUGCAGCAUUCCUGGUCAAACCCGUUUGAAUGAGUGCUCUAUUUGCUUGGCAGUAGCAGUUUAAAAAAUAACGUAUGAAGUUGCUAGCUAGCUCUCCAACGUUAAGUUAAUGGCGGCAGUCUUCCCUGGAUCACCACUCUUUAGCACCCCUCGAUAUGCGGAGCGAGGUAUGUGUUUCAUUGUAAUGUACUGUCUAUUUCAUAUGUAUUCAUUUCUUACGUUUGUGUAAAUGAUGUAAUGUAAAUAGUAAUGUGAUUCAUUUCAUGAUAAUGUCGUUAUCUAUUUGAUGCUAGCUUGCUU
This is a messenger RNA of Eleginops maclovinus (Patagonian blennie), 7737 nucleotides long. RefSeq lists its product as uncharacterized. Gene Ontology annotation, biological process: DNA integration. The transcript has 2 exons. NCBI's taxonomy places the organism in Eukaryota, Metazoa, Chordata, Actinopteri, Perciformes, Eleginopidae. Bases 1089 to 6992 code for a protein of 1967 amino acids. Gene Ontology annotation, molecular function: nucleic acid binding; zinc ion binding. The record is from RefSeq and is a predicted model, not a curated record.